Messenger RNA from Staurois parvus, 595 nucleotides. The record is from the annotation of a GenBank genome assembly. Lineage: Eukaryota; Metazoa; Chordata; Amphibia; Anura; Ranidae.
UGAAAGUGUCCCGAUUGGAAAGGUGUGAAAGUGUCCGGACUGGAAGGGGGUGAAAGUGUCCGGACUGGAAGGAGGUGAAAGUGUCCGGACUGGAAGGGGUGUGAAAGUGUCCGGACUGGAAGGGGGUGAAAGUGUCCGGACUGGAAGGAGGUGAAAGUGUCCGGACUGGAAGGGGUGAAAGUGUCCCGACUGGAAAGGUGUGAAAGUGUCCAGAAUGGAAGGGGGGGGAAAGUGUCCGGACUGGAAGGGGGGGGAAAGUAUCCGGACUGGAAGGGGGGAAAGUGUCCGGACUGGAAGGGGGGGGAAAGUGUCCGGACUGGAAGGGGGUGAAAGUCUCCAGACUGGAAGGGGGGGAAAGUGUCCAGACUGGAAGGGGGUGAAAGUGUCCGGACUGGAAGGGGGGGAAAGUGUCCAGACUGGAAGGGGGGGAAAGUGUACGGACUGGAAGGGGGGGGAAAGUGUCCGGACUGGAAGGGGGGGGAAAGUGUCCGGACUGGAAGAGGAUGAAAGUGUCCGGACUGGAAGGGGGGGAAAGUGUCCGGACUGGAAGGGGGUGAAAGUGUCCGGACUGGAAGGGGGGUGAAAGUGUCCGGAC